Messenger RNA from Penicillium longicatenatum, 1191 nucleotides. RefSeq names its product zinc finger HIT domain-containing protein. The transcript has 3 exons. Gene Ontology annotation, cellular component: pre-snoRNP complex; nucleus. Gene Ontology annotation, biological process: box C/D snoRNP assembly; maturation of LSU-rRNA from tricistronic rRNA transcript (SSU-rRNA, 5.8S rRNA, LSU-rRNA); snoRNA localization. The record is from RefSeq and is a predicted model, not a curated record. NCBI's taxonomy places the organism in Eukaryota, Fungi, Ascomycota, Eurotiomycetes, Eurotiales, Aspergillaceae. The coding region runs from base 1 to 1191 and encodes 396 amino acids.
AUGGACUCCUCCGACCCUUUACUGAGUGAGCUCUGCUCAAUAUGCCACGUUAACCCCCCAAAAUACCGCUGUCCGCGCUGCUCAACCCGCACCUGCUCCCUCCCCUGCACACGACGCCAUAAACUCUGGUCUCAAUGCUCCGGCGUCCGCGAUCCAGCCGCCUACCUAAAGCGAAGUGAACUAGCCACCGAAUCAGCAUUUGAUCGAGACUUCAACUUCAUCACGGGCGUUGAGCGCUCCCUCGAGCGCGCAGAUCGAGAGGUCGAGAACCGGGGGAUUGAUCUUGCGCGUGGACAGGCGAGUGGAGAUGGGGAUGAUGAGGGGCCGAAGAGGAAAGUCCCGCAGCAAGGACUUGUUAAGGGCGAAGCUGCAUUUUUGCGGCGCGCAGAGGAGGGUGCUGUGACUGUCAUCAGAGCGCCGAGGGGGAUGUCAAGGAAUAAGUUGAAUAACUCAAGAUGGCAUCCGAAGCAUAAGUGUCUCAGCUGGUCUGUGGAAUGGAUUUCUGCGGCUGGGGAGAAGAAUCUUCGGAAUUGUUUGGAGGGCCUUCCCAUUGCGGAUUCUUAUGAUCGUGGAUUUCCGGUGUCCAAAGAGAAAACGGGUCCUGAAUCGUCGAAGGUGGAGAAGAAAUCGGAUCAGCAGGAGGGUAAUGCUGCAGCGCAGGAUUCAACGGAUAUAGUCCCGUCUACGACCGUGGCGGAGAAUACUACCGAACCUACCGGUGAACAAUCAGAGCAGCCGUCUACUUCAGAAGCUGUUGAGAAAUCUACAGAAACAGCGAAAGAGAAUCCACAGGAUCUACCAAUUGGCUCGCAUCGUGGUCUAUACUUCUACCUCCAUCGUCCACGAACGACAGUCAAGAAACCAGUCUUGGUACCACUGUCGCCGGCAAUGACAUUGGCAGCCGCACUGCGUGAGCGGACGGUCAUGGAAUUCCCUACGAUAUAUGUGCUGCCAGCCUCCCCGGAAACAUUACUCGCAGAGAAAGACACAUCUCCUUUCAUUUUGGAAGAGGAAUACAUUCGUAUUGUCGGCCCAGAAGAAGCCACAGACAAGAGUGCACAAGCAGAGCAGUCAGAAACAGAAGUCAAUGCUUCAGAUCUGCCUGGAUCCUCAGUUGAUCUGCUGCAGAAUGUGGACGAGAACAAGGUGAUGGAAGUUUUGAAGCACGAUUUGUUCGAACCGGAAACCUGA